Rasamsonia emersonii CBS 393.64 is the source of this 3321-nucleotide messenger RNA. Its product is annotated as PHD Zn-finger containing protein. Lineage: Eukaryota; Fungi; Ascomycota; Eurotiomycetes; Eurotiales; Trichocomaceae. Bases 1 to 3321 code for a protein of 1106 amino acids. The record is from RefSeq and is a predicted model, not a curated record. The transcript is spliced from 3 exons. Gene Ontology annotation, molecular function: protein binding.
AUGCCGCUGCUCUCUUUCUUCUCUUUGUGCUUAUCCUCUGCCUGUCCGCUCCCUGUCCCGUGCCGCAGCCGCCCUGCCAUCCGAAACAGGCAUGGCGGGAGGGCGCCUGCCGGAAGCGGACUAGCGGCGUUGCUGCCUGGCUGCCUGCCCCUCCGUCGCAGCUUCCUGGCUGAUCGGGUGGUGCGCUCGCCCAAUCAGCGGGCGGAGAGCCACUGGACCCACCGCAGGCCGCGCGCUGACUGGCCCGUCGGAGGGCGUCGGCCGGCGACCGGGGCUGAGGCUCUCUGUGGCCGGCCAGCCCAGCAGAGGGAAUGCAUUCUCUCUCGCUGCUCCUCCUCCUCCCUCCCGUCGCCCGCCUCGACAAACCCCCAACCCGCGCCUUUCCUCUUUCUGCGCCCUCUCGCUUGGUUCACCAACCCCGGUGCUGAGGAGCGUUCAUCUUCCCGCGUUGAGAGAGAGGGGGUACGCUGUCAGAUUAUGACAGAUACCUCCUCACUCGCAACCACGCAUUCCACCACGGACCCGUAUCCGGUCGCCGCUCCUCUGAACUCCCCCGUGCCCAACGGCACCAUCUCUGACUCGGUCCAGCCAGAAGAUGACGAGCCAUACACCAUCAAGUGCAUCUGCGCCUUCGAGGAUGAUGAUGGCAACACCGUCUUCUGUGAAGGAUGUGAGACCUGGCAGCAUAUCGAGUGCUAUUACCAUGGCCAAGAGGUGCCCGAGGUUCACAACUGCACCGACUGUGAGCCCCGUUAUCUGGACGCCAGGCGCGCAACCGAGCGACAGAGGCGACUCCGGGAACAGAGUGAGGGCGGCGACCGGAAAUCGAAGCGAUCAGGAACGAAGAGCCAGAAGAAGAAGUCCAAAGACCACCAUCAUCAUGACCAACCCCCUCAGGUUAACGGCCACCACCACCGGAGCGACUCCAGCUCCCGGGAUCAGCCCCCCGCGAAGAAGCCCAAAACGAGCCACAAGGCCUCGGCAUCUGUGAGCUCGCUCUCGGGCUCCACCGUGCUGCAGCCGGAUACGCGGAAACGGUCUGGUUCGACAGCCACCUCGAUGAGCCCCUCCAAGUCCUCGUCGGGCCCGUCCAUCCCUCUCUACUCGAGCGAAUUCCUCCAUCUGUACGACCGCGAUCGAGGGCAUGUUGACAUGAAAAGCAAUCUCUUCGUCAAUCUGACCCUGGCCGCCGACCUUGCCUCCUGGGUGAAAGAUCCGGUCGCCCUCUCUCGCGUGGCCAAUGGGCGUUCCGCGCAAGACAUCUUCACCUGGUCAGACACCGUGCUGGAUCCAUCUCAGUGGCCCGUCCUGUCCACUGAGACCAUCACGGACCCGGACCUAGAGAUCGAUGGCAAGCAUCCUAUGUGGAAGAUGCUGAAGACCGAAACGAAGGUCCGCAAGGAUGAGAUUGUUGGUGAAGUCAAGGGCAAGAUCGGGCUCCUCCGGGACUACUGUCUGGAUCCGAAUAAUCGGUGGCCCGAGUUGCGACAUCCCCAACCGUUCGUCUUCUUCCAUCCACAGCUCCCCAUCUAUAUCGACAGUCGUGAGGAAGGUUCCAUCCUGCGGUACAUCCGGCGUUCUUGCCGUCCGAACGUUACCAUGAAGACUUUUAUCACAAACGACGUCGAGUACCAUUUUUGCUUCGUAGCCAACCAGGAUAUUCCGGCGAAUUCCGAGAUUACGGCCAUGUGGUAUCUGGAUCCCCAGCUUUUCGGAUCGUCCAACGGUCUGGUCAAGCAGGAAGAAGGCUUUCAGGAGGCGGCUGCCGUGUGCAUCAGCAACGUUCUGGCGCACUUUGGCGGCUGUGCCUGCGAUCCCCCCCAGAAUUGCCUCCUGGCCAAUGUGGAUCGGCGGCGUCAUCCCGGUGGGAAGCAGCUGAAUGGGAAGCGCAAGAAGGCCAAGUCGAAAUCCACCAUUUCCCCGGUCGGCACCGGGCGCUCCAACACGAGCCGUGCUGGCAGUGAGGGGGCCAAGAACGGGGAUGACGAUGACCACGGUGACAAUCGGUCCACGUCGGGAUCCGCCCGUGGCCAGACUCACAGUCGGGAUCUGACUCCUACGCAGACCCCUCAUGACUUGAUGUUCGGCGAUUCCGAGCUUUCCGCUCGGGAUAGACGGAAAAUUGCUGCAGUGGAGAAGAAAUUCGAGCAACUUGAGCAAGAUCAACAAGCGAAAAAGAAAAAGCGAAGUAGCGCCCAGACGACGCCAACGCUUCCCAGCUCGAAGCAGGCCGGUUCGUCCAAAUCUCUCCAUGUCGACACGAACGCUGGCCGUCAAUCCCAUUCCCCUCCAUCUCGUCUCUCUCCAGGUAUGGGAUCGAACCACCGCAAUGCAUCGCCGCGGAAAACAUCUGGGUCCAACACUCCCCCAGUGCGGUCGCCGCUUGGGCGUCCAGAAUAUGUCGACGCAGCACACCAGACCGCAGCAGAGGAGAACGCCGCUCGCGACGUGCCAUCCCCAUCACCUCUGCGCCGACCGAACUUCACUUCUUUAAGUCAACGGCUGCUGAGGCGAUGCCAUGAAGAUCGUGUCAAGCUUGAAUGGAUGUCCAAGCAGCGGGAUGCCAUCGCGGGCUCGACGUUGGAUGUUGCAAUGACCCCGGCGUCUCCCGCGGAUGGACAGCCUACACCUAAAAAUGAGGAGGAUGUGGAGAUGAAGGAUGCCGACAGCGAAAUGACACCGCCGAAAUCUCGACCGUCGGAUACUUCACAAUUGCCCCGGACCCCCGAUACGACGAGCAAACACCCGUUCCCCUCUCCUUUGCCGUCCACCGCUGCCCAUAACACGUUCAUUCCUGGAAGGGGCGUUAACGGUACGCGGUCAGAUCUCCACGUUCAGCUGCCUCCGAAUACGUUGUCACUUCCCUUAGCCAACGCACCCGGGUCGAUGAGUCCAGCCUCGCUGCAGUCGCCUUCCGGGACGGAAUCUUCCGGGGUUGCACCAGUGGCCCAGACUCCUGGAACCAGCAUCACAGCGCCCAGCCCUGUUAAGAAGAAGCUCAGCUUGGGUGACUAUCUCAGUCGAAGGGGGAACAUGACGACGACACCGACGUCAGAAAAGAGUCAGGCACAGGGGACGCCGAGUCUCGCGCCUCCGCAGAAGCCGGCAUCUCAACAGCAGACGACAACCCCUCCUUUAUCGACGGAUGGACAAGCUCAGCCUCCGACUGCGACAGGGCCUGACGGAGCCAAAGGUGAGUGUUCUCCUCCGUCGACGGAUGUUCCUGUGAAAGAUGGGUCGAAACCGCCCCCUUCUCCUCCUUAUGUCUCUUCUUCGAUGACGGGGUUGUCGGAUCGCAGCAAAAUUCCACCUUCCUCAUGA